Molecule: messenger RNA, 798 nt
Organism: Peronospora matthiolae
Lineage: Eukaryota; Oomycota; Peronosporomycetes; Peronosporales; Peronosporaceae
Source: the annotation of a GenBank genome assembly
AUGUGGCGUCGACCAGGAGUACUGCUAGGGGGCACCGCGCUGUACGCUGGCGUGACGUUUGUCACGUACGUGACUUUUUACGACCCCCGAAAAAGCGAAAGCAGCACGAAUAGCGCGCAACGUGUAAACGACGCCAUGCGUGUGCACAUUUUUGACACGAACGCGUCAAAAUACGACAAAGAAGUGGAUUGGGACGAGCGCUUUAUGGGCAUCUCCUUGAUGCGUCGGUUUCUACUAAAAAAGGCCCAUGGUCGAAUAUUAGAAGUAGCAGCAGGCACGGGUCGUAACUUGGCGUUUUAUCCUGCUACUUCAGAGGUAAUUUUGACCGACCCAAGUUAUGGGAUGCUGGACCAAGUGUCAAAAAUAGAGCGGCAGCGACUGAAAAGCUGUCAAAUUCGUGUCAUGGCUGCCGAAAAGCUAGCAUUUCCAGACGAUCAUUUUGACACGGUCGUCGAUACUUUUGGACUAUGUAGCAUGGACGACUCAGUCCAGACGUUACGGGAGAUGCAGCGGGUGUGCAAAAAGGACGGCGGUCGGAUUCUUUUACUGGAGCAUGGCCAAAGCAGCUACACGUGGAUAUCUGGAAUUCUGGACAAAUUUGCAGACUUGCACGCUCAGAAGUGGGGCUGUCACUGGAAUCGCGACAUUUUGAAGCUCAUUGACCAGGCUGGUCUCGAAGUCGAGUCAGUACGUCGAUUCCACUUUGGAACAACAUACUACGUUGUGGCCAAGCCUGGCUGCGACCACGACAAGAAUUUCAAGAUCGACGAUAGAAGCGCUGAAGAUGAAGACGUUUGA